Numida meleagris (helmeted guineafowl) is the source of this 3423-nucleotide messenger RNA. RefSeq names its product LON peptidase N-terminal domain and RING finger protein 1-like. Bases 162 to 1991 code for a protein of 609 amino acids. The record is from RefSeq and is a predicted model, not a curated record. The transcript has 12 exons. NCBI's taxonomy places the organism in Eukaryota, Metazoa, Chordata, Aves, Galliformes, Numididae. Gene Ontology annotation, molecular function: metal ion binding; protein binding.
GCGGCAGCCAAUGGCGAUCCCGGCGGCCCUCGGUUCGGCGUGGGGGGGGUCGUGCCGCGGAGCUUCGGCACCGCAGCGCUCGGCCGGGUGCCCUGGGGCAGAACGGACUGAGCCCGGGAUAUGCGGCCCCGAGGACAUCUCCCCGCUCGGAGGCCGUAGCCAUGAGCAGCGACUCCUCCACCUCAUCCUCCCCACCCCGGGUGGGCAGCCCCAUCCCGCAGCCCCCCGGGAGCACGGAGCUGCUGCGCUGCCCGUCCUGCCGCCUCCUCCUCUGGGAGCCGGUGACCGUGUCGUGCGGGCACUCCUUCUGCAAGCCGUGCCUCGGCAAUGCCGUGCCCUCCCGCUGUCCCGUGUGCCUCCGCCGGCUGAAGCUGCUGGGCGUCGAGGCGGCGAGGUGCAACGUGGUGCUCUGUAACCUGCUGGAGAAGUGCGAGGAGAGGGAGAGCCGCUCGGCCAGGCUGGCAGCACGCGUCCGGCAUCACCUCGCCCGUGGAGACCUGCAGAAUGCGCUGGGGAUGGCCCAGAAGGGCGUUGAGAUGGCCCUGGAGGACACGUCCCUGCGUCUGUGCCGGGCAGAGGCCUUGGUGGCCCUGGGGCGGUACCCAGAGGCCCUGCAGGACCUGGAGACUGUGUGCAGGGCCAGGCCCAUGGAGCAUGAGGGCUUCUACAGGAAAGGGAAGGUGCUCCUGGAGAUGGGACAGAGAGCCGAAGCUCUGCUGGCAUGGGAGCACUGCCUGAUGCUCAGUCCUCGCUUCCAGCCUGCGCGGAGAGAGAUGGAGAAGGUCCUCACGUGGGAGGAUGCUCCUCAGCCGUGUGCUGCCCGCCAGGGCUCAUCAGGUCCCCAGGAAGAGGGGGAUGAAGGGGACUCUGCAUCCUCCUCCACGCGAGUUCAGGAACAGGAGGAAGAGCCGGAGGUUGGCAGGAGGGAUGCGGUGUCUGAGCACGGCCAGGGGACACCCGUGGGGCGACAGCAAGCGCCGGGGGCUGCAGCCCAGAGGGAGGACAGGCAAGCAGCUAAUGAAGAGGAAACAGCAGCAACAAGUAACCUGCUGCACCUCAGGGACCUGCUGAGUGUUUCUGACUUGGAGUGCUCCCUCUGCAUCCGGAUGUUCUUUGAGCCGGUGACGACGCCGUGCGGACACACCUUCUGCAAGGAAUGCCUGGAGCGCUGCCUGGACCACCGUCCCAACUGCCCGCUCUGCAAGCAGAGCCUGCGAGAGUACCUGAAGGCGGGGAGCUACAGCCCCACGCUGCUGCUGCAGGACAUCAUGCUGGCUGCCUUCCCUGCACAGCUGGCUGAGCGCCGCGAGCUGCACCAGGCUGAGAUGGCUGAGCUCUCCAACCUGACCACGAACAUCCCCAUCUUCGUGUGCACGAUGUCCUUCCCUGGUGUCGCCUGCCCCUUGCACAUCUUCGAGCCCCGCUACCGCCUGAUGAUCCGGCGGUGCCAGGAGACCGGCACCAGGAGGUUCGGCAUGUGCAUAUAUGAGCAUGGGAAGAGCUUUGCCGACUACGGCUGCAUGCUGGAGAUCCGGCAGCUGGAGCUGCUGGCAGAUGGCAGGUCACUGGUGGACACCAUCGGUGGGCGCCGGUUCCGGGUGCUGAGACGUGGACACAGAGAUGGCUACAACACUGCCGACAUCGAGUACCUGGAGGACAAGAAGGUGGCUGGGGAGGAGCUGCAGGAGCUGCAGAGCCUGCAUGAGAGCACCUACCAGCUGGCUCAGAGGUUUUGGGAGCACGGGGACGUUGCCUCCAGGCACCUUUUGUUGCAGCACGGACCGCUGCCAGAGAAGGAAGAGGACAUCCAGGCUUCUGCUGAUGGCCCAAUGUGGUGCUGGUGGCUGAUCUCCAUCCUGCCCCUUGACCCAUCCUUCCAGCUCAGGCUCUUCUCCAGCACCUCACUGCAUGCCCGCCUGGCCCAGCUGCAGCGUGUCCUCCUGGCCCUGCUGCAAACCCCACCUGAGCACAGCCCCCGGGGCCUCGUCUGAACCCCCAAACUCUUCGCAUGGGAGAAUGCAGCCCCUUGGGUUUCUUUGUGCAUUUCUUUGUGGUUUGAGUCCUACCAAAAGGAACCUUAGUGAGGUUGGUGCUGCUGCCAGCAGUGACUCAAUGCCGUCCAUGCUGUCCCCAUGAGGAGUGACAUGGACUUGCCAUACCACUGGAGGGAACCAUGUCAGAAAGUUAGGUUGUGCCUUUAGAAGCCAAAAUCCCUUGCUGAACUACUUUGGCACUAAGGAAGACUGUCCUUAGGGUAGAGGACUGAGUGGUGGGGCUCUUCCCCUCUGAAGGACAACGUAAGGCUUUGGGUAGUGGUCCCACUCCACGUGGGAGGAGGGAUGGGGUAUAAAGUCAUGGGAGAUGUGGCACGAGGAAGUCCUGUUGCCUUUCUCUGGCCUCAGGAGCUCAAAGCUCAGCCUCUGGGUGAGAGUUUGGCCUAAUUUCCAAUGUGAACUAGAAGAAAAGUUAAAUUAAAUGACCUGAAAUCCAUGAUUCCAUCCCCACAGCCAGGCAGCAGGGGGCUGGGUGCUCACCACCCCCAGUGAAGUGGGGCCGGGAUGAGUGGGCUCCAAGAUGGUGAGGGGAGAAUGAAGCCCGGCAGAGAUUUUGUGUGACUUUCUGCCUCUCGAGCAGUGUGAUUUCACCGUGUUGAGAAUUUCUCUGUGAACUUUCUGCCUACUCCGGAGAAAGGAGCUGGGGCAGAAUCCUUUGAUGUAGGACUGGGGACAGCUCAGGGACUCCUGAACUAGCACACAUAGAAGGCAAAGGGAGCCAGUGGCAGAUGCUGUGAACCCCACGCAGGGGAGCAAGUGCCUGUCUGUAAGUGCCUGACUGCUGCUUGUCUCCAAAGAAAGGGAAAACAUUACUCACCCGCCCUAGACAGGGAAGGCUUUGCUCCAUAGAAACCCUGAAGUAUUGGAAUUUUCAUCUCCCAUUCGUAAUUUCAGUGGCUUUACGUGAAAUUUAGGAUUAAUAUACGCAGUGUGAGUCAAGGGAUUAACAUUUCUUCCAGCAUCUUAUCCCUGCUUUUCCCAUACACGCCACGGAGGAGCUGGCACAGGGUAGGGUGAGGAAAUGGGGUUGGGACUGCAGGGCUCCUCCCCGUUCAUCACUCCUGUGUUAGCUCCUCCUGGGCCUCUGUGUAAGGGUGGUGGAGCAGCACCGGCUUUUGAGAAGUGCCUUUCUGUGCUGCAGGGUGGCUGUGAGCCAGCCCAUGGCCACCAUGGGUCCCCCUAUGGUCCUGGUCUAUAUCUGCAGUGGGCACUGGAGCCACAUCUGCCUGGUGUGCUGCAGGAAGGGACUCGAGCAAACUGCUCCCGUUGGCUUGGAGUGCCUUUGGGAUUGUCUUAGUGUCCUGUCUUUUUAAUUAUUUUUUCCUCAUCGUCGUUGAAAUAAAGACUUUUUUUGGUUGUUGUUUCAUCA